Molecule: messenger RNA, 2372 nt
Organism: Meriones unguiculatus (Mongolian gerbil)
Lineage: Eukaryota; Metazoa; Chordata; Mammalia; Rodentia; Muridae
Gene: Spata32
Product: spermatogenesis associated 32
Exons: 5
Coding region: 1279-2337 (352 amino acids)
Biological process (GO): spermatogenesis
Cellular component (GO): perinuclear region of cytoplasm
Molecular function (GO): actin binding
Source: RefSeq, a predicted model, not a curated record
CUUCAAGUCUCCCCAUUGUUGGGGGCAAGGCCUCAAGGACUCAGACCUUCCACUCUGCAGGCUGCCCAUCUCCUAUAGCAGCUGGGGCAUCCCUAGCCAAAGUCUUGGGCUGAGAGGAGGAGGCCAAGACGCAAAGGAGCCCAGCAGCAUCAGAACAGGAGCAGCUUGCAUGACGCAGAGCUGCCAUCCACCCUCGCCUGUCCUGAGGCCUGGCAGCCAGAGGACCUACCUGGUGCCAGUUUGAACACCGGCAUGAGUUGGUGAUGACUUCCCCAGCAUGACUUCCUUGAUCAUGGAACAGAGGACAGAGGUGCACUGUCUGAUACGGCUCCAGGCCCUAAAAAGAGCUGAAUACUGCUGCACACUUGUAAUCCAGCCUUGAGCUACAUGAAGAAUGUGAGGCCAGCCUUGGCUACAUGGGACUUCAUCUCAAAAGAAAAAAAUAAUUGGGGGGUGGGGCCUUGAGACAGGGUCUCAACUAUGUAGCUCUGACUGUCGUGAAACUCAGUAUGUGGACAAGGCUGGCCUCAAACUCACAGAAAUCCUCCUGUUUUGCCUCCCCAUUGCUGGAAUUUAUUUACCAUGUCCAGGGUUUAUUUACCAUGUCCAGCUGAGGGGGAAGGGGUGGGGGAUGAAGCCAGCUGAAAUAAUUCUGGGUAGAGGGGCCUAACACUAGACCUGACCACCUUAAUUCCCUCCCAGGAGUCACACGGUGGAAGGCGAUGACCACUUCCCUGUGACGUCCACACACUGGGCAUGAUAGGCAAAUGUCCACACACAGAUAAUAAAUGUAAUUGUAAACAAUUGUAAGGUCACCCUGGGAAGCUAUGCACGCCUGUGCGUGCUGACAUUUGUACAGCUUGGAUUACGAUUCAACCAUCCUUGAAGGAAUAUUGGACGCGGGCGCGCACACACACACACACGAUGCAGCGGCUUUGUGGCCAGGGCCUGUCCUUACCGAGGGCUGCUGUCCAUAUACCUGGCCUGCUUCGGAGUAGCCAGCUCCCCCCCCCAACACACCCCGGUCUUGAUCCGGGGGACUCUGGCUGCUGGACCUCCAAGCCUCGGCUGCUCCCACCCACAUCCUUAGCGUGAACCUUCAAGUUUCCUGUCUGCCAGAUCCCUGGCCGGAACGUCACAGAAGCCGCAGCAUCACAGGCGCCAGCGCCCCCAUCACCUGCAGCGUGCCUCCACCCGGCUAGCCAAAGAGCGCACUGGAGGCGGAGGGGCAGCAGCCACCAGCCCGCUCCCCGCCUCCGGGACAGAGCCUCCGUCAGCAUGGGGGUGACAGAUGUCAGUGCAUUCCCCUGCUGUGGCAAGAGUUCAGUGGACAUUGUGGAAAGAACGAAUGACUACUACCACACCCAUGGAAAAGCAGAGGAGGAAGAACCAGAGCUGGAAGCAGAAUUGCCAAAGCAGGACCCCCUACCCAAAGCGCACCCAGACCCAGACCUAGGCCCGGUACCACAGCUGGAGGAGAUGGAGCCAGCGGUAUCCUCUGCACCUACGUCUAAGGCCAAAGGGGACUGCGUCACUGAAAGCCCAGAGCAGCAGAACUACAGGCUCGAACCCCUCAAGUCCUAUGAGAAAGAUCGGAAAGAGUGGUCACCCACAAACAGGACCUGGACCCUUAGUACAAACUCAAGCAAAAGGGAGGAAGGGCAGGUGUCGGACGAGUUUCGUUCCAUCCGUGUGCAGACCUCCAAGCACCUUUUCUGGUCAAACAAGCUCAUCCAGGCCUCAGAGCACAGCCUACAGCGCGCCUUAGAAAAACACAAAAGCUCCCGGGAAAAGAAGUCUGUGACCAUAUCCCAGGCCCUCACAGACAGCGCCCCCCGGCCAGCAAGCCCCCACAUGUCUUAUACCAGCCUGCCCACAGCCAUGGGCCUGGCAGAUCUGAUCAAUUUUGCGUCUUCCCUGGCUGUGGCCUCCUCCAGCAACGUGGAGACACCCAACCUAGAGAAUAUGAUCAAAGUUACCUCUGAGAAGUCUCAGAAUACCUCUCUAGAGCUUUGCCAGCCUGUCCAGGCCAUCGAGUUUGCCCAGGCUACCCAGAUCAGCCAGAUAUCCUCGGAGAAACCAAAUAAAUCACCCAAAGACACAAGUCACAACUCUUGGACUCAGGAGACCAGGAAUGUCUCUUACCUAGAUAUUAGCAAGAAUGGGCUCAAGAAGGCUACCAUCCAAGGGGAAGUGAAGUUUGUCCAGGCAUCAAGCACAUCCCCUCCGUUUCAGGGAGCCAAAGAAGACUCGAUGCCAAGAACCAAGAAAGGGAAUCCAUUAUUGCUGAAAAUCCAUUUUAAGCUGUCAUCCCCCCACCCUCAGAGAAAUAACUAGACAAAAACAUUAAAGCCUCCAGUGCUGGCCCCGGU